This is a messenger RNA of Haliaeetus leucocephalus (bald eagle), 4345 nucleotides long. RefSeq names its product signal transducer and activator of transcription 1, 91kDa (gene STAT1). The record is from RefSeq and is a predicted model, not a curated record. The coding region runs from base 250 to 2517 and encodes 755 amino acids. The transcript has 25 exons. Lineage: Eukaryota; Metazoa; Chordata; Aves; Accipitriformes; Accipitridae. Gene Ontology annotation, molecular function: RNA polymerase II cis-regulatory region sequence-specific DNA binding; DNA-binding transcription factor activity, RNA polymerase II-specific. Gene Ontology annotation, biological process: regulation of transcription by RNA polymerase II; cell surface receptor signaling pathway via JAK-STAT; response to peptide hormone.
GUCGGCGGGGUGCAGCCGGGAGCCGGCCCCCGCACGCCCCGUCGGGCUGGUCCCUGGGAGGGGUCGUCGGCGCGGCUCCCAGAGCCUUACCCGAGAGACUCCUAACACCGCCCUGCUCCGAACGCUGCUCGGGAGCGCCACAAGCCGACAGAAGCGGAGGCCGGUCCCCGGGGACGGCGCUCACCCGGUUUCUGCCUCGCCUGCCACUGCCAGCGUCGCCGCGCCGCCGGACGGCCUUUCCCUGACAGGAUGACUCAGUGGUACCAGCUACAGCAACUUGAUUCCAAGUUUUUGGAGCAAGUUCACCAGCUAUACGAUGACAGCUUUCCUAUGGAAAUCAGGCAGUACCUGGCACAGUGGCUGGAGAAUCAGGAUUGGGAACAUGCAGCCAACAAUGUAUCUUUUGCUACGGUGUUAUUCCAUGACCUGCUGUCACAGCUGGAUGACCAAUUUAGUAGAUUCUUGAUAGAAAACAACUUUUUACUGCAACACAACAUAAGGAAGAGCAAACGUAAUCUUCAGGAUAACUUCCAAGAAGACCCAAUACACAUGGCAAUGAUCAUCUACAACUGUCUGAAAGAAGAGAGGAAAAUACUGAACAGUGCCCAGUUGUCAAAUCAGAUGGAAGUGGGGAGCAUACAGAACACUGUGAUUGGGAUGCUGGACAAACAGAAGGAGCUUGAUGCAAAAGUUAAGGCUGUAAAAAACAGUGUUAUAGAUGUGGAGCAAGACAUCAAGACAUUAGAGGAUAUGCAAGAUGAAUAUGACUUUAAAUGUAAAACCUUGCAGAAUAGAGAGCUUGAGUCCAAUGGUGUGUCGCAGGAGGAAUUCAAGAAAGAACAGAUGAAUCUCAAGAAGAUGUUUUUAUCACUUGACCUCAAGAGAAAGGAAGUGGUGAACAAGAUAGUACAGCUGCUGAACACCACAGAGCACACACAGAGUGCUCUUAUUAAUGAGGAGCUGGUGGAGUGGAAACACAGGCAACAGACUGCAUGCAUUGGUGGCCCACCCAACGCCUGUCUUGACCAGCUACAGAACUGGUUCACCAUUGUUGCUGAAAGUCUACAGCAAGUUCGUCAGCAGCUCAAAAAGCUUGAGGAACUGGAACAGAAGUUUACCUAUGACCCUGAUCCCAUCACAAAAAAUAAACAAGUUCUGCAGGACCGAACAUACAGUCUUUUCAAACAACUCAUCCAGAGCUCCUUUGUGGUAGAGAGGCAGCCUUGCAUGCCAACACAUCCUCAGAGGCCAUUAGUCCUGAAGACAGGAGUACAGUUUACUGUAAAGCUGAGAUUGCUGGUGAAAUUGCAGGAGUUGAACUACAACUUGAAAGUGAAAGUUUUAUUUGAUAAAGAUGUAAGUGAGAAGAACUCCGUCAAAGGGUUCAGGAAAUUUAAUAUUUUGGGAACAAACACAAAAGUAAUGAACAUGGAAGAAUCUACUAAUGGAAGUCUAGCAGCAGAAUUCAGGCACUUGCAACUGAAAGAACAGAAAAAUGCAGGAAGCAGAACAAAUGAGGGUCCCCUCAUUGUAACUGAAGAGCUUCACUCUCUGAGUUUUGAGACGCAGCUGUGCCAGCCUGGCUUGGUAAUAGACCUAGAGACCACCUCCCUUCCCAUUGUUGUGAUCUCAAACGUGAGCCAGCUUCCAAGUGGAUGGGCUUCUAUCUUAUGGUUCAACAUGCUGUCUACUGAUCCCAAGAACUUGUCCUUCUUUCUGAAUCCACCUUAUGCAAAGUGGUCUAAACUUUCUGAAGUUCUGAGUUGGCAGUUUUCUUCUGUAACAAAGAGAGGACUUAAUGCAGAUCAGCUGAACAUGUUGGGAGAGAAGCUACUUGGGCCAACAAGCGGAGGAUCUCAUGAUGGCCUUAUUCCUUGGACAAGAUUCUGCAAGGAAAAUAUAAACGAUAAAAAUUUCCCCUUUUGGCUGUGGAUUGAGGGAAUCCUGGAGCUUAUUAAGAAACACCUCCUGUGUCUCUGGAAUGAUGGCUGCAUCAUGGGUUUCAUCAGUAAAGAGAAAGAACGUGCUUUAUUGAAGGACCAGAGCCCAGGAACAUUUUUACUAAGAUUCAGUGAAAGCAGCAGAGAGGGAGCAAUCACAUUUACUUGGGUAGAAGGAUCUCAAAACGAGCCCCAGUUCCAUUCGGUGGAACCGUACACCAAGAAGGAGCUCUCUGCUGUUACUUUCCCUGAUAUCAUUCGCAACUACAAAGUGAUGGCAGCUGAAAACAUUCCAGAAAAUCCACUGAGAUUUCUGUACCCAGAUAUACCCAAAGACAAUGCCUUUGGCAAAUACUACUCCAGGCCUAAGGAGGCACCAGAGCCUAUGGAUUUGGAUGGUCCCAAGGGAAACGGCUACAUCAAGACUGAGUUAAUCUCUGUAUCUGAAGUCCACCCUUCCAGGCUCCAGUCUCCAGAAAAUCUACUCCCCAUGUCUCCUGAAGAAUUUGAUGAGGUUUCUCGGAUGGUGGGCCCAGCAGAGAUUGACACUGUGAUGUGUUCAGCGUAUUCAACUUAAAGGCUGAGCUUUUUACUGCAUCAUUAACACAGCUGAUUAGCUUAUGCAUCCUGCUCUGCAGUCAAUGACUUGGUGACAUGCUUCACUUCAACUCUUUGGUUUCUCAACCUGAAGGUCCAGUAGCAAUUUUUAACUAAUGGGAAUAUAAACAGCAGUCUGAGUAGCCUCCUUAUGUACAGUUUUUUUGUUUAGAAAUUCUUUGUUGAAUUUCCAGUUAAUGAGAUAACUGUACCAGAGAGGAGGAUAGGAAUGAGAGAUCUCAGUGACAGGAGAAACAUGCAUUUUUUGUUUAAGGGAGUUAGUUAAUUUUAACAUUUAAAACAGUUGGCUGUACAUAGAAGGCUUCAAAGGAAGGCUAGUUCUUUUGCAGAGGUGCUAUUCAGAAAGCUUGCAUCUUUGGCGUAACUACUUCUGAAGAACUUCCAUAGCUUUGAUUUUUCAUCUGCAUCACAGAAAGGAGAAGAGAAACACUCUGCAGGUACAUGCCACACUGAAUCCACGUGCUGCUGAAGUUUGUCCUGGUUUUAUCUUUUCUAAGGGCAUAGCAUACUGAGAGAACCUAAGCCAAAAAUGUUACCUGCAUUUCAUUUUUGCUUGUUUCUUAAGGCAAGGUCUUGUGUAGGAUGUUUAGCACAAUCUUUCUCAUAACAAGCACUUCUUAGGACACCACCUUAAAGGUGCAUUGGCACAUGCUGAGCUUGCAACUCAACCUGUACAAUCAAGACUAAAGCCUCCACAAAUGGCAGUCAUGCUGUCUAGCAACAGUAUUGGACAAAACAAGAACCUACUCUUAAAGAGUGCAAAAGGGGCUGGAGUAUGUUUUUACUCACUGUGCUUAAUCUACCAAGGUGAGGAUCUGGUCACUCCUAUCUUUUAUGGUAAUAUAUGCCCCAUUUAGGUUGUAACAGGUGGACUGGAACUUUAUUUUCUCAUGUACUAUGAACCAGGGCUUUUAUUUAACUGUUGGCUUGAAUAGCUAGAAGACCCUACAGGCUUUGAUAAUGAAGUGUUUUUGCAACUGGGGAUAAGGCACAGGGAAGUGAAGAAGUUAGUUACAUUUAUACUGAGUAAUGGCUGCAGGAUAUGCAAUCUCUAGUACUUAGACGGAUAAAGAUGUGCUUCCACCAGAGGAGGAACAGGUUUGCUUCUCAGCAUGUUUGAAGAUAAUUAACAACUCACAGUUAAGAGGCAAAGUUACCUUAAGCAGCUGGUCUCUUCGACUAAGGGCAUGUAUUAGUCCAGACUGGUAAUUAGCAUGCAGCUGAGCAGAGAGACUGCAGAACACUGCCAUGAUCCAAUAAAAGUGGGGAUCAUGUUGGGUAGAUUUCAGAAGGGGGAGGUUAAGUAGCUGAGGGCUGGUUCAUAACGACUUUGUGAUAAUUUUCAGCCUGUAGCUCUUCUCACCCAUCUUACUUUUGCCCAAUUCAGUUUGCUGUAUUUGUCUCCAAAAUACCAAAUUCGGUCAGUCUACUCAAGCUUCAAAAAACACAUCGAAUAGAGCUGGGAUAACUAAUACUCAAUAUCUGGUUAGUAAUGUCUGAAAACAUUCGACAGGUAUCUUACAGGAUCGUGGUUCAAUCUUGAUCAUUCCUAAGUUUUGAGUAAGAGACAUUACUCUCAGCGGUUAUUUGUCUGAGUAUAAUCUUUAAUUGAUCUACCAAAAUAACAACACUUACAGCUACUAUUAUUGUGCAAAAUACUACAGUUAAAACAAUGGUAACUAUCAUAUUGGUAUCCCAUGAAUAUAACGAUGUCAUGACUCUAAUUAAUGCAAAGCAUCUUAUCCCUCAUAGCAGAUACGAGAUUAAAGGAUACAAUUAAAAAUAUG